This is a messenger RNA of Esox lucius (northern pike), 1791 nucleotides long. It is a transcript of the gene krt18a.1, whose product is annotated as keratin 18a, tandem duplicate 1. Lineage: Eukaryota; Metazoa; Chordata; Actinopteri; Esociformes; Esocidae. The record is from RefSeq and is a predicted model, not a curated record. Gene Ontology annotation, cellular component: keratin filament. The transcript has 7 exons. Bases 94 to 1401 code for a protein of 435 amino acids. Gene Ontology annotation, biological process: intermediate filament cytoskeleton organization. Gene Ontology annotation, molecular function: structural molecule activity.
CAGCUCUGCUCUCUGUGUGCUUGUGUUUCUGCCGGCCCACACUCAACUCUCCGUGCCUCUCUCCCUCUCUCAGUCUUACUCACUCCAAUAACAAUGAGUGUUCACCGCAGCAGUGUCAGGGGACCUUCCACUGGGUAUAGCCAGUCCAUCACUCGCACCUCUGCUCCCGUCUACCGGGCCGCCAGUUCCUAUGGCGGUGCUGGGGGCACGGGCACACGCAUCUCCUCUGUGUCCUACUCGGGCGUGCGCAGCGGAAUUGGAGGCCUGGGGACGGGGGGCUCCGGGGGCUCCGUGUCCAGCAGUGUCCAGGUGAGCGCCAGCGGGGACACCGCCGACAUCAUGGGCAAUGAGAAGUUCGCCAUGCAGAACCUCAACGACCGCCUGGCCUCCUACCUGGAGAUGGUGAGGAACCUGGAGCAGGCCAAUGGCAAGCUGGAGCUGAAGAUCAGGGAGGCCAUGGAGAAGAGAGGCCCGGACACCAACGACUACAGCCGCUACAACGUCAUCUUGGAUGACCUGAGGAAGAAGGUGUUUGAUGCCACCACCGAUAACGCCCGGCUCUGUCUGCAGAUAGACAAUGCCCGCUUGGCUGCCGAUGACUUCAGGGUGAAGUUCGAGUCUGAACUCUCCAUCCGCCAGUCUGUGGAAGCUGACAUCGUCGGCCUCAGGAAGGUCAUCGAUGACACCAACAUCGGCCGCAUGAACCUCGAGAGUGAGAUCGAAACUCUGAAGGAGGAGCUUAUCUUCCUGAAGAAGAACCAUGAGAACGAGGUGAUGGAGAUGCGUAAUAUGAUCUCCCAGUCCGGAGUGCAGGUGGACGUGGACGCUCCCAAAGGUCAAGACCUGGCUGCCAUCAUGGCCGAAGUCCGGGCCAAGUACGAGAAGGAGGCGCUGAAAAACCAGGAGGAGCUCAAAGCGUGGCACGAAUCACGGAUCACAGAGGUUCAGUCCGUGGUGUCACAGAACACAGAAGCCCUGCAAGGCGCAAUAACAGAGACGAACGACCUCCGCAGACAGCUGCAGACGCUGGAGAUCGAGCUGGACUCACAGAAGAGCUUGAAGGGAUCUCUGGAAGGCACACUGCGCGACACAGAGAUGCGCUACAACAUGGAGAUGGAGUCCCUGAACCACAUCCUCACGGGCCUGGAGGCUGAGCUGACCAACCUGCGCUCCAACAUCCAACAGCAGACGCAGGAGUACGAGCACCUGCUCAACAUCAAGAUGAAGCUGGAGGCUGAGAUCGCUACAUACAGGAGACUACUGGACGGGGGAGACUUCAAGCUCCAGGAUGCUCUGGAGGACCAGCGGACAGUGAAGACCAAGGUGAUGACAGUCACACAGACCCUGGUGGAUGGGAAGGUUGUCUCCUCCAGCACAGAGACCAAGGAGAGGAACCUGUGAGAACGCCCCACCGUCCUGACCGUACAACAUCGAUCGGCAGCCCUAAGGCAGAAGAUAUCAUUUAGCUGGAUAGGAUGAAAACUAAGAGAAAUCUCAUCACUUUAUUUAUUUCAUGAAUGUUUCCAUUUGGGCCUUCAGUUUGUUUUUCAUAACACGCUUCAUAUGUACGCAGCUGGCGUGGAUAUUAGAUUACAGCAUGAGUUCAGAAAACUGAAAUGAGGAAGUUAGCAAAACUGAUACGAUUUUGGACUUCUCAAACUGACUAUUGGAUAAACUAACAUUUCUUUGUCAAAAACCUUCAUCUUUGUUUACUUUCUGUCCAGCAGAAUUUGCCAGAUUUGAUCUUUGUACCUUCAUUUGUAGAAUAAAAUUGUCCCCAGAAUCUAGGAA